CGCAUGCGCAGUCGCUCCCUUUCCCGUCCCAAUAACAAUCAUUGAAAACGAACAGCAACCCCCGAAGAUUGUUACUUCAUCAGGCUUUCAUUUUCAACAAAUCGCGCCAAUCAUGACAGAAUUACGCCACCGAGGAGCGACGGAUAAAGAGCUGCAGCAUCAAAACUCGGAGGAUAAGGGCUCUGAGACAGAGGCCAAGGAGAGAGAUGGAGCCUCGGACAAUGAGACUAAGGCAGACCCUGGGGUUCCUGAGGUUUCCGUUACUGCCGAUGACACACCAGAGGUUCUCAACAAAGCCCUCUCGGGCCUUUCCUCACGAUGGAAGAACUGGUGGGUGAGGGGCAUCCUCACUCUGGCUAUGAUCUCAUUCUUCUUUUUCAUUAUUUAUCUGGGUCCGAUGGUGCUGAUGAUGAUUGUGCUGUGUGUUCAGAUCAAGUGCUUCCAUGAGAUCAUCAUGAUUGGUUACAGCGUGUAUCACUCUUACCACCUGCCGUGGUUCAGAACACUAAGCUGGUACUUCCUGUUGUGUGUGAACUACUUCUUCUAUGGUGAAACUGUGACAGAUUAUUUCUUCACACUGGUGCAGAGGGAGGAGCCUCUACGCAUCCUCAGCAAAUAUCACCGCUUCAUUUCCUUUGCCUUGUACCUCACAGGGUUUUGCAUGUUUGUUCUGAGCCUGGUGAAAAAACACUACCGCCUGCAGUUUUACAUGUUUGGAUGGACUCAUGUGACCUUGCUGAUUGUGGUGACUCAGUCUCACUUAAUCAUUCAUAACCUAUUUGAAGGGAUGAUCUGGUUUAUUGUGCCCAUCUCCUGUGUUAUCUGUAAUGACAUCAUGGCUUACAUGUUUGGCUUCUUUUUCGGUCGCACCCCUCUCAUCAAGUUGUCUCCUAAGAAGACGUGGGAGGGGUUUAUCGGUGGCUUCUUCUCCACUAUUGUUUUUGGAAUCCUACUGUCCUACGUGAUGUCAGGUUACCGCUAUUUUGUCUGUCCUGUGGAGUUUAACAACGACUCCAACAGUUUCACAGUAGACUGUGAGCCGUCCGAGCUCUUCCAGCUUCAGGACUACGGCCUGCCGCCUGUUCUGCAGUCCAUCACGGGCUGGACCACAGUGAAGUUGUACCCGUUCCAGAUCCACAGCAUUGCCCUGUCUUCCUUUGCCUCCAUCAUGGGACCUUUUGGAGGGUUUUUCGCCAGCGGCUUCAAAAGGGCCUUUAAAAUCAAGGACUUUGCAAACACCAUUCCAGGUCAUGGUGGAAUCAUGGACCGUUUCGACUGUCAGUACCUUAUGGCCACAUUUGUAAAUGUUUACAUCGCCAGCUUCAUCAGAGGGCCAAACCCCUCUAAAGUCAUCCAGCAGCUACUUGCUUUGAGACCAGACCAGCAGCUCCACAUCUUUAACUCGCUCAAGGCUCAUCUGACAGAGAAAGGCCUGCUCCCUGCCCUGGAAGAAGCAGCUUAGCUUUCCAGACCACCCCAGGGACAUCCCACCGGAGUGGGCUGUGGAUAGAGGGAGACGAGUGCAACGGAAGCAGAUCCAGGCAUGUAUGGAAGAGGGAGAUGAAAUAAGGGACAUAAGAAGGGAAACAACGGAAAACUGAAUCACAACCUUGGGUCAUUCCAUUUUCAGUGUGUUUGCGAGAGAGUGAGUGUGUGUGUGUGUGUACAAAUCAGUGUUUUUGCUUACGUUAUUUUAUUUUUUGGUGAACGUUUUAUGUUUAUCUCUUACACGACAAAAGAAUAUUAUAUAUAUAUUAAGAUGACAUUGUUGUUACAGUUCUUUGUGACUUGAGCUGUACAAUUCCACUUGUGUACAAAUGUUCUGUACCUAGAGAUUGUCUGAAUAUUUUAUAGUGUUUAUUAUGUUUUAUUUUGUUUUAAUGCACUGCUCAUCACACUGUCAUUUCAACCUCAGGCUAGUUUUUGUUUAUUUUAUGCUAACAUGUGUUUCCAUACACCAUCGUAGUUUCAAAAAAGAUUGUAUUUUCACUGCAAAUUGCCAUAAGUCAUAUUUGUUUCCUUGGUCUUGGAUUUUGACAUUUUUGUAACGUUAUAUUUAAGACAAUUCUGGUCAUUGACAUUAGAUGUGCGCUUCAGCCCAAUAGGUGGUGACUGUUACAGUUCAGCUGUGAGACUGUAUGUAUAUUGUACUUCCUGAAGGUAAGGAGAAGAUUCAGAUGUCAUUCAGUGUUUGAGAGGAAGUUUAGACCUCGUCAGGCUAUAAUUACAUGGGUUUAAUGUUUGUUACAAAGAAACAGUCCCUGUAAACCAAACAAAUAGGAAGUAACUUUAAUUAGAAUUAUAUUGUUAAUAGUUAAUAACAAUUAGUUGUUACUCAGCACUGAAAAAGACCAUUUGGAGAUGUUGACAAACUUUUCGCACUGAAUGUUAAAGGUUUAAGAAUUACUGUUUGUGAUCUAAGUCAUAAUUUUAUCAUUUCUAGUUUUAAUGUUUUGUUGUCACUGAGCAGUUACAAGCUAAUCUUAGUCAAGUUGUCUGUGUUUUGUGUGUGUUUGUGAACCGUUACAUGCUAAAUGGUUAAUGAUCAGGCUGGGCCGUCAAAUCUCAAUUGACUGUUUUAGUUUUUAAUUCAUUUCAUACGAGUUUUGUUCCAUUUUCACUGCACGAGGCCAAGUCUACCAUGUCUCAUUUUAUAAUUCUGUUUCACCUGUUUUGUUUUUACCAUCACCUCCUGUGUCAACUCAACCAAAAAAAAAAGGCUCAGAACUAUAGUUUGUCUUGCUGAGGGUAUUUUGUUCCUCUCUAACACGUGUUGUCAUUAACACACGUGCCAUAAACAAUGUUUAUUUUAAGAAAAUUAAACCUUAAUGGGUGUCAUCGAGCAGCUUUAAAAGAGUAUUGUUAUGAGGAUGUAACAGGCUCAGGUUAAUCUGUAAGCCACAGUCUGUAGGAACAGUCCACUGCCAUUCAUCAAUAAAGAUCCAUGAGCACAUACUUUCAGACCUGUGUGUAUUGACAAGACUGAUAAACUGUAUUGAUGGGCAAGUCAUAUGUUUUUGUUUUUAAAGGCAUGUUUUCUUUUUAUGCUCACAGGUCUUGAAAAAUAAAUAGGCAGCUUAUUACCUGAAUGAUGUUAAAUCAUGUACAUGAUUUUAAUGGACAGUUCAAGCCAUAUAGCUUCAAGGGAAUGUUCACCCCAAAAUGAAAAUUCUGUUAUUAAUUACUCACCCUCAUCUUCAGAACACAAAUUAAGAUAUUUUGAUAAAAUCCGAGAGCUUUCUGACCCUGCGUAGACAACAAUGGUCACAUUUAAAUCCCAGAAAGGUAGUAAGGACAUCAAUAAAAUAAUCCAUGUGACAUCAGUGGUUCAACUGUAAUUUUAUGAAGCUAUGCGAAUACUUUUUGUGUGCAAAGAAAACAAAUAUAAUGACUUUAUUCAACUAUUUCUUCUCUUCCGUGUCAAUCUUGGCCAGGCAUUCAGAGAGUAGCAACAGGGUUGCCAGGUUUUCACAACAAAACCCUCCCAAUUGCUACUCAAAACUACACCAAUCGUGUUUAGACGGGGUACCCCGUCAAAAAUCGCGUUCUGCAGGGUAAUAUAUAUUAAUUAAUUAUAUAUUAUAUUAUUAAUAUAUAUUAAUAUAAAAAAUUAAUAUAAUAUAUAGUAAUAUAAAAAAUAAAUAAAAUUUAUAAAAUUAUAUAUAUAUAUAUAUAUAUAUAUAUAUAUAUAUAUAUAUAGGGUUCCCCUGGUAAAAUAAGUCUUUUAAUAUAAAUAGGGGAUAAAUAUCACGUUUUUGGGGUCGCUUUAACCCUCCGGCGGCUGUUAAAGUAGCCCUUUUCCGCGGGAAAAAGGCGGACUUGGCAACACUUACAGGUCGCAUGCCUGUGUUGCAGCGUUCUAAAGUAGAACCCGGAUGCGGCUGCUGCUUGUUUACAAGCAGAGGAAGAAGUAAAAAAACAGUCUUAGUAAACAUGUCUGAAGAUUUCGACAGAGCGGAUGACUUGACAUUUUUUGCUCAGCUUUACUUAUUCAAACCAUAAUAUACAAUGAAGAGGAUAUAAUAAUAGAGAUCAUAUGUACAUCAUAAGGUCAGUUCCUGUGUCAGCAUGCUAAAUUGUUGAAUCAAGUUGUUAUUUUUGUUUUCUUUGUGUAUUAAAAGUAUCUUGGACUAUUUUAACGAUGUCCCUACUAACCUUAACUUACUGGGCCUUGAAUGUGGUAUGUAGGGUCAGAAAGCUCUCGGAUUUCAUCAAAACUAUCUAUCUUCAUUUGUGUUAGAAGAUGAACGAAGGUCUUACGGGUUUAAAACGACAUGAGGGUGAGUAAUUAAUGACAGAUUUUUUAUUUUUGGGUCAACUAGCCAUUUAAGUAUGGAGGACAGAGCAGUGACAUAACAAUAAUAAACAAAGUUUUACACUGUUGAAGAAUUAGGACCAUAAAUCCGUGUGUAAUAUUUGAAUGCCCUCCAUAUUUUCACCAUACACCAUCAAUGCAUGUUUUCAAUUACUUUGUUUCAUUCAGUAAACAAAACCGCAUUAUCUUCAUCUGUGUUAAGUGGUGCGGAUUUUUUUUUCUAAGAUAAUUUAUUAUUGAUUAUAAUUUCGUGUUAUUGUACCUUAUUAGUUCAGUUCACUGUUCUGAUUUUAUAGAGAGAAUUACAUACAUUAUAAUAGAAUAUAAGAUUAUAUAGUAUAUACUGUAUAUGUUUGACGUAGAGAUGACUCUAUUCUUAUUCUUUACUGUUUUUGAAUGGUCCUCUAAGCCAGUCUGUGCUCUGUGUAUGUAUAGGCCCCUGUGCUGAAACAUUAGCGUACUGUACAAUGUCCAAACGUUAACAGAGCAGUUUCAAUGUUUUACAGUCAACAGAGAGAGUUACAAACCCGACAUGUUGCUGGGCAACCACUGAAAUCAGGAGAGUGGACAGAGACAUAUGCGUUUGAGUGCGGUGACCAUAAACGUUUAUAAAGAACCUAGUGCUGUCAAACGAUUAAUAGCAUCCAAAAUAAACGUUUUUGUUUACAUAAUAUGUGUGUAUGUACUGUAUUAUGUACAUAUAAAAACACAUACAUACAGUAAAUAUUUGCAUGCAUUUGUAUGCAUUUAAUUUAUAUUAUAUAUAAAUAUAUUUAAUAUGUAAACACAAUUUUUUUUUCUUAAAUAUAUAGAUGUGUGUAUUUAUAUAUACAUAAUAAAAACAUACACAGACAUAUACUAUGUAAACAAAAACCUUUCUUUAAAAUGUGAUUAAUCGUUUGACGGCACUAAAAGAGAUACAUUUAUCAAAGUCUUCACUGCAUGCCAAAAUAUCUAACUUCGUUUCUGUUAUAGUGUUACAGUUCGAACAAGUAGAACGCUUUUUUAGACUCUUGCGCGUACCAUUCUUAACCACUAGAAUGCGCCAAACAUUCGUUUUUUUGUGUGCGUGUGUUCUUAUAUAUAUAUAUAUAUAUAUGAAUGUUUUAACAUGCUUAAAACGUACUAUAUCUAUAUAUAUAAAUAUGUUAUAUAUAUAUAUGAAUGUUUUCUGUGAUUGGAAGUUUUAGGGAUAGGUUACUAAGAGGUUUAGUGUAGGUAAAGUGAGUUUUAACAUCUAUAAUACAAUCAGACCCCACGAAUUAGGAUACGUGUAUGUCUGCGUGUGGUUAACCAGUGCUAGUGAAACCAGACACACAUUCUGUUGGUUACAAUGUUUUAAACGCGCAUUUUUGGUGUGAUGCCUUACUUCUGUUAUUCGGAAGCACUGCCAUAACAUUUUAUCCUUCUUAGUAAGUAUACUAAUGUAGAAGUGUCAAAGAGAAACUGACUGCAGUGCAGUUGUGCUCUCCAUAUUUCUGCCAAUUUGUUAAUGACCAUUAAAGUAAAAACAGAAUUGUUAAACCCACUCAAACGUGUUAAGCUCUUUUGGUUUGCCACUGAGAAGAAGAAACUACUCUCUGUUAAACAAGUUAACAACAACGGCUCAACAUGUUGUUGUUGUUGUUGUUGUUUGUCUUGAAGUAUCAUGGUCUGUAUUUCUGUUUUGUAAUUUUGAUAAAGCAGAUAAAUGUGCUUUCCCUGCCGCUUUGUGUACAGUGAUUUGUUCAUUUGUAAAUGGUUAAUAAACAGGAAAGCUAAGUAUAUAUAUAAAUA
Molecule: messenger RNA, 6091 nt
Organism: Labeo rohita (rohu)
Lineage: Eukaryota; Metazoa; Chordata; Actinopteri; Cypriniformes; Cyprinidae
Gene: cds2
Product: CDP-diacylglycerol synthase (phosphatidate cytidylyltransferase) 2
Exons: 13
Coding region: 113-1462 (449 amino acids)
Cellular component (GO): endoplasmic reticulum membrane
Molecular function (GO): phosphatidate cytidylyltransferase activity
Source: RefSeq, a predicted model, not a curated record